This is a messenger RNA of Pygocentrus nattereri (red-bellied piranha), 5410 nucleotides long. RefSeq names its product interferon-induced very large GTPase 1-like. The record is from RefSeq and is a predicted model, not a curated record. Gene Ontology annotation, molecular function: GTP binding. The transcript is spliced from 2 exons. Lineage: Eukaryota; Metazoa; Chordata; Actinopteri; Characiformes; Serrasalmidae. The coding region runs from base 452 to 5176 and encodes 1574 amino acids.
GUACAUUGGCUCCAACCUGGAGGAACACACAGACACGGAACCCACUCAGCCAUUCCCAAGGCUCACUCAAGCUAUAGGCAGCUCGCAGUGGCACUUGAGAACAAGCCGAGUACCGUCGUACGGGUUUUCUGUAUGCUCCAACCGUCUGACCACGUCUUGUGCUGCAGGUCGCUCCUCCCUGCAGCAGCGCUCAAGACGGGCAGACCCAAGGCGCUUACCUGAGGUUUCAUUAUCCGGACGGAAGGUCCUUCGCUUUCUUGCGAGACCAACGAGACGCUCAUGUUCCCUCAGCACCAGGGGAUUUGCUCUCACUGGCAGGGCGGCGUUGGGACGCGGGUAACUCGGGCUGCGUGGAAACAGCUGGAGUUUCGUCCCAACGGAACUGCCACAAGCCAGUAUGUCGCUUACCCACUGCAUCCUGUGGUGGCCGGUCUUUAUGUAACGUGGAGUGAUGAGGUGGACACGUGCGGAGGACAGUGUAGGUCAGAUGUCAGAAGAUGGGACACAGAAUGAAGAUGUCAAUAUCCCGGACCUCAUCUGCAGACUUAAUCUGAGUAAUUUCUAUCAGCAUAAAUUAACAACAGCAGAUGAACUCAGUAUAAGCAGGACUUCAUUUCAAAUUGAAAAGCUCCAGACACAAAAGGAGCCACUAAAAGAGGAAGACUUGGCCUUUUUGUACCUACAUAAAUUAUUAACACUGGAUUACAGAGCCAAAUACAUUACAAUAAAUAGCACAGGUGUCAGAAGUGAUAUUGAGGAAACAUUUCAUAUGACUGAAGAUUUGAAUGAUUUUCUGAAUGAACAUGAUUAUAACAAUAGUAAUAAUGACAAUGACAAUAUUCUGAUUCACCCAAUGGAUGUCCAGAUGGCAGUUUUCCACUGUGCUGACAGUUUCCUGAGGCAGAACAUGGUGACUAAACUCUCCUCCUGUCAGUACGCUCUGCCACUGCUGGUCCCCAGUCCUACAUCUACAGACAUAGAACUCCCUCUCUGGACCUUUCGGCAGAUCAAGAAGACCUGGAAGUCAGUUGGUGGUCUCAGCACAUCAUUGCCAGUCUGUCAGAUUAAAGCUCCAAUGGUGUUUUUCUGCAGGCUGGGCUCUGUUUCCACUUCCAAAUCUCAGCUGCUGAAUUCUGUGAUUAACCCAAAGCACAACACCUUCUUCCACAGAGACAGUCCAGGCAGCAGCAAGAACCAUCUUUUCAUGGAGGGGCUGGUGGAGAUUGCCUGGUACUGUCCCGCAGGGAACAAUGAUGACAUUUUCAAAGAGUGCAUUGCUUUCUGCAAUCUUCAUGGAGAUGCUGUAGAGCACAAAGAAAAAGUCGACUAUAUGACUGAACAAGCCACAGUCAAUAUUGUCCUGAUGCAAAAUUUAAAGCCUGAUGAGAAAGGCAAGGAGUUGUUAUUGAAGCUUCACUGUUCUUCAAAGCCUUUGAUCUGUGUCAUCAGUGAUCUAAAGAAAGGUCCACUUAAGAUGGGAAAUAAAAAUAGCAUAAAAAUAGGACUAAAACACAGAAACCAGGCAGAGCUACAUAAGGAACUGAUAUCAGUAAUCAGUAACUGUUUGCAGAAAUGUAAUUCAGCUCCCACUUUCAGUCUUGAGGCAAGUUCAGAACUGGCUAAAAGUUAUAGGUUCAGAGUUGAUGAAGACAGUCAGGAAUGCCAGGCAGGAAAGACUGGAGCUCUGGAGGUCAUAAAGCUGCUGAAAGGAGGAGACAUCUCCCGAAUCAAGGCCAAGUUCCUGCCAUGUCAGGGGAAACUGUGGCAGGAGUGGAGCAGGAAGAACAAAGAACAGUAUCGCUUGUAUGGAGAUGUAGAACAGACAAAGAGCAAAAUACAGGAGCACAUGAAAUCAAUACGGAAUCAACAAAGGAGGACUUCACUAGACUUAAUGAAAGCUGUUUGUAAAAAUUUUACCUUCAAGCAGAAUUCAAAGAAAAUGUACUUUGUGAAAUGGCUUGGAGUCCACCUGGACUUAUUAUUUUUAGAGAAGCUUUCAGAAGUUACUCAGCAAUAUUACAAACAGUUGUCAGACCUGCAACUUUUGAAACAAAAACGAGAAAUAACUGAUGAGUUCAGAAAAAAGGAGGAAGAGCUUGAAAGACUAUCAGAGAAGGUGGAUGCAGUGACGUUUGGUCUGGAGCACAUAGUGAGAGAAAUGGGUCAGAUUUAUGAGGCCUGGGCUGAAACUCCUGACAGAAUGACAGCAGAUGUUUCUGCUUUCCCUGCUGUGGCUGCAGAUCUCCUGAUCUCUGGACAUCCACUGGAGCUGAUGGAUGGAGAUGCUGCUCAUGUUCCUCUGACCUGGAUACAGUCUGUUCUGGACAAGGUCACUGAGAGACUGGGAGACCAGAGAGUGUUCGUGCUGUCUGUUCUGGGUCUGCAGAGCUCAGGAAAGUCCACCAUGCUGAACGCCAUGUUUGGGCUGCAGUUUGCUGUGAGUGCUGGCAGGUGCACAAGAGGAGCUUUCAUGCAGCUGAUCAGAGUGAAAGAAGAGGUUAAAGACCAGCUGAAGUUUGACUACCUACUUGUGGUCGACACAGAGGGGCUUCAGUCUUUACAGCUGGUGGGCAAACAGUCAGGACUCACUCAUGACAACGAACUGGCCACUUUCGUCACUGGUCUUGCAGAUCUGACCCUCAUAAAUAUCAAGGGGGAAAAUCCAGCAGAAAUGAAAAACAUCAUUCAAAUCGUAGUUCAGGCAUUUCUAAGAAUGAAGAAAGUAAAACUGACUCCCAGCUGCAUGUUUGUUCACCAGAACGUUGCAGAUAUCAGUGCUGGAGAGAAGAACAUGGAGGGAAGAAGACAACUGCACAAACUACUGGAUGAAAUGACUCAUUUGGCUGCAACUCAAGAAGUGUGCAAUGCUGAGUUUUUUACUGAUGUGAUCAAAUUCAACAUACAGACAGAUGUGCAUUACUUUGCACAGCUGUGGGAGGGAAACCCCCCCAUGGCUCCCCCAAACCCACGUUACAGUGAAAAUAUUGAAAAUCUCAAACAGGCCAUUCUCAAAGCUGCAGCAGGAAAGAAAUGUCUAAAACUCUCAGAGCUCAAAGUCCGUAUUAAAGACCUGUGGACUGCAGUGCUGAAUGAAAACUUUGUGUUCAGCUUCAAGAACUGCCUGGAGAUUGCAGCAUACAGGAGAUUGGAGGUCAUGUAUGGGAACUGGACCUGGGAGCUCAGGAAAGAAUUGCUGUUAAUUGAGAACAAACUGCACAACUGGGUUGAAAAUGGAAAAGUUGUAGCUAUUGAUCCAAAACUGAUUCAUGAAGAACUCAGCAGUACUUUCUGUGAUGUGAAGAACAAGACAGAAAUAUUCUUCACUGAAGAUAAAGACGCUGAGAUCCUUUCACAGUGGAAAGUAAGAACAGAGAAGAGAAUUAAAGAAAUACAUCAUAAUCUCAUUGAAGUUACUGCAAAAAAAUUGACUGAACUCAUUAAAAUGAAGGCAGCACGUAAAACACUAGAUGAUAAGAAAACCCAGUAUGAGAAUGAGCUGUUCAACAAGAGUAAAGAUUUGGCUUCUGGACUGAAAAGUGAGGUCAUGAAUGAGACGAGCCUCAGGACAGAAUUUAACUCAAUGUGGGGGAAAUGGCUUUCAGAUUUGAGGGCAGAAAUGCCUCCAAUUAUAGAUGUCAGUGUAGAGCAGGAAGUGAUGAACAUUCUGAGUUCAUAUUUUGAAAGUCACAACAUUUAUUCCAACAGAGGAAGUGCACAUUACAAAAGAAUGUAUAAAAGGAGAGAAUAUUGUGAGUAUGUAACAUUGAAGAAACAUUUGGUUGUUAUUUCAUACAUACUGGAUAUCAAAGAUAAUGAUUCAAUCAGAGAGCUGGUGCAGGAGACAGUGAGAGAAGCUGAGGAGAUCAUUAGAACUAAACCAGUGGACAAAACAGGCUACAGUGACGCUUACACACAGGAGAUUGUGAACUGUGUGAAGAAGAGAGUGGCAGAGUUUAAAGCUGAGAAAUUCACCCUGAAGAAUGAAUUCACAGUGGAUUUGUCUCUGUAUGUCUGUGACAUUGCAGUAAGAAGGUUCACUGAUCUUCACAAGGUCUUCAGAGACGCUAAUGAUCCUGUGAUUUACCUGGAAAAUAAGAAAGGAGAAUUUUUCUCCAUCUUCAAGAAGCAAUGUGAAGGAGCAACAGCCACCGCUGUGUUUGCAGACUUUGUCUGUAAUAAACUCAAGCCGUCUAUCCUGCAAUCUGUCUAUGAUAAAACUGCCAUUGAUGCAGCUGAAGAAAUGAGGACAAAUUACACAGCAUUCAAUGGAAACAGGUCAAACCUGGAGAAACACAUCCUGCAGGAUCUGGCAGAAGCUGAAAGCUUUCAGCUAUUCAUCACCUACAUCGAGGAUCCAAAGAAUUACCUUUCAGAUUUUAUAGAAGCAAAAUUUAAACAGCAAAUGCUGGAAGGGAGAAACCCCAGAAUAUUGGAAAUUCUGAAAAAUGCUGUAAAAAUGAAGCAUUCCAGUGUUUCCACAGCCAUCCAGAAGGCCACACAGGAGACUAAACAGAACAAAGAUGUGCAUAAAUGGCUGGAGAGGUUUUCACAGGAGCUUAAAGAUGACAAAUUUACUCUGAAAGACCUGAAAGGGGCUUACUACCAAGAAAUCACUGACAUAGACUUUUUACACAAAAUGACAAAUAAAGCCCUACAGUGUAUUAUUAAUGAGACGACCAGCUGCUUUGAAAACAUCUCUUCAGUCAGGAUGAAUGUGUUCAGGCAGAGACCAGAAGAUAUUCUGAUUAAACAGUUGUGUGGGUGUUGGGUUCAGUGUCCCUUCUGUGCUGCUAUUUGUACAAACACCAUAGAAGGACAUGAUGGGAAGCACAGUGUUCAUUUCCACAGACCUGAAGGAGUCACUGGGUGGAAGUGGUACAAGACAGACAAUCUGGCUGUAGACAUCUGCACCAGUUUAGUAGCUAGUAAUGCUAAAAUAGUCCUACCAGAUAAAAGGUUUGUCCCUUACAGGACAUACUGGAAAGCUGGACCAGAAUAUGCUUGUUGGAACAUCACACCUGACACUUCAGAACAGGCCUAUUGGAAAUGGUUUGUGUGUCGGUUUCAGAGAGACCUGGAGAAAUACUAUGAGAAAACUUUUAAGGGAAGAGGACAGAUUCCUGAAGCCUGGAGAAGCAUCACUCGGAAUAAUGCCAUAGAAAGUUUAAAUUAUUGAUUCUAAUGUACAAGGGGAAAUGUAUGCCAGAAACGUUUCUUUUUUUAUUUUUUUAUUAUUUUCAGUUUUAACUAAACUUAGGUAUUUUUAUGAAUUUGGCCAAUUUUUAGUCACAGAUUUGCUUGGCACCUUCUAUUUUUUUACAUUUACAAAAGUACAUUUCUGGCAUUUGGCUGACGCUCUUAUCCAGAGCGACUUAUAAUUUGAUCGUUUUAUACAUGUAGGCGAAGGUGG